GCGCGCGUGCUCCGUGCGUGAUGCUGAAUUGUAGGUGAUGAUGGCGGAAGGGGAGCAGCGCUGAGUUUCACCCGAGUUUUCGCCACAGCUGUAGAUCCAUCUACAACAUCGUUUCUCUCCCGUCGAGACCUGUUUUCCCGGAGCGAUGGGGAACGAGGCCAGCAUGGAGGGGGAGGGACAGGCGGGACAGCCCGGCCCCGCCGUCCCUGCAGCGGGGGCUCCGGCUUCCAUUUCAGCACCACCGGGCUCUGGACAGCUCCUCAAGCCCAGCAACGGAGCGCCGGCCGGGGGAAGCGCGGCCGGACCCGGGCCGGGGAUUAACAGACCUUCUCCGUCAGAUCCGGGGCCUAAAGCAGGAGUCCAGAGCGGUCACCACGGGACGGGCGACAGGUUGGCGGCCCACGACACCCCCCAGCACGCCGCGCCCCCGGGAGAGCAGGGCCAGGGCCACGUGUCCAGGAAGAGCCUGCAGGUGGACGUGGGCAGCAGCCGGACCGGGAGGUCGCCCUCCGUGUCCCCCGACCGAGGCAGCGUCCCCACCUCUCCUUACUCCGUGCCUCAAAUCGCGCCCAUGCCCAGCAGCAAGCUCUGCCCCGUCUGCAAAACCGCCGACCUGUCGGGCGCCGGGGACGACAAGCCCAACGCCAACAUCUGCACGCAGUGUCGCUCCACCGUGUGCAACCAGUGCGGCUUCAACCCAAACCCACACCUCACAGAGGUCCAGGAGUGGCUGUGUUUGAACUGUCAGAUGCAGAGAGCACUGGGGAUGGACAUGACUACACCUCGGUCCAAGAGUCAGCAACAGAUCCACUCUCCUUCUCAUCCCACAAACCCAGAGAUCAAACCGGACGCCCCGACUCAGGCCCCACACCAGACGAGCGCCCCCCCUCAGUCGCAGCCUCCGGCGCAGGCCCACCCAGUGCCUGGCCCCACCAAACAGACUGGUCCCGCCGGCCCAGGCCAGCAACAACAGAAGUUGCCUCCAGGGGCGGUUCCUCUCCCCGGGAUGGCAAAAGCCCCAUCCCAGCCCGAUUUGUCCCGCAACUCUCCAGCCCACCACCCCCAGCACCCCCGCCAGGACCAGACCCGCAGUGCGGGGAGCUCGCCCUCACGACAGCCGCCCCCUCCAGAACAGACUUUCGGGAAGCUGUUUGGCUUCGGCGCAUCUCUUCUGAACCAAGCCAGCACGCUCAUAUCUGAGACUACUCAACCCCAACAGCAGCCCCCAAAACCCGCCCCAAAGCCAGGAGGGCCUCCGGGUCCGGGACCCGGGGCGGGUAAACCCUCAGGACCGCAGCCUGCGCAGCACGGGCCCCGAGCCCCCGCUGAGCAGCACCAACAGCACGUUCCCCCAAACGCCUCCAAAUCCCAACCCUGCUGUCCCCUCUGCAAGACACACCUCAACGUAGGCAACGCGGCAGAGCAACCCAACUACAACACCUGUACACAGUGCCACUCCCAAGUGUGCAACAUGUGUGGAUUCAACCCCACUCCGCACCUCGUCGAGAAGAAGGAAUGGCUAUGCCUGAACUGCCAGACUCAGAGAGCUCUGUCAGGAAGCCUGGGAGAUAUUCCGCCUCCUGUUGCACAGCCCAUGGGAUCGCCACGGUUACCUGCUCCAGCCAAUCAACAGCCACCUCAGCAGAAAAUGCCCAAUCAACUAUCAGGGCCAAGGGCCUCAGGUCCUCAACCACAACAGAAACCAGCGUGUCCCCAAGUAAGUGGCCCUCUUUCUAGUGUGAAACAGGCCGGGCCUGCCCCUCAAACAAAGGGGAUCAGCCAGGCUUCUCCUCACACCAAGGCUUCUGCCCAACCCACCCCUCAACCUAAGGGUUCAGCACAGCCAUCCCCUCAAGUUAAGGGUCAGACACAGCCACCAACUCAGAGUAAAGGACCUGGUCAAGUCAAAGGUCCUAAUCAACCGCAUACACAAAGUAAAGGCCCCUCUCAGCCUGCUAGUCAAACAAAGGGCCCGAGCCAGCCCAAAGGGCCGACCCAGACAAAAGGAUCCGCUCAGCCCUCAGCUCAGACUAAGGGCCCCUCUCAUCCCCCUGGUGCCAAGGCUUCAUCUACUCCUGGUAAAGUUGCACCCAACCAUGCCAAGGCAUCAUCCGCCGCCUCAAAAUCAGCACCCACUCAGUCUAAACCCACAGGUAACAACCAGGCACGCAAGCAACCCCAAAGCCAAGAGAAGAACAAAGUUGGAUCUAAAGCUCUAAAAGAAGACGUCAAAGCCUCACCGAAGAAGGCAUUAUCAGAGACUGUCACUUCUCCAAAAGACAUGAAGAUAGACGAAGACACUCUGAAGUCAAGACACCACGAAGAUUACAACAAAUCAAGUACGCAGAGUUUGAGUGACACUGGAUAUUCUUCAGAUGGGAUCUCCAGCUCUCAAGGGGAAAUUAUUGGUCAGAUUCAAGAAGAAGGGAUCAAACUGAGUGAAAGAGGUGCUUCAAUCCCCUCUGAAAUCACCAAGCUGGAGAGCUCAAUGAAGCCUCUGCUGGAGUCAAAGCACAGGCCUCACUCCUUGUCUGUUGGGCAGGAGAGAGAAUACAGCCCUGAAGAUGAUGCUGGAAGGGAUGAAUCAGAGGAUGACUUUAGCUGUAAACUUCGACAUGACUAUGUGGAAGAUAGUAGUGAAAGUGGUCUCUCGCCCUUACCUGUUAGACAGAAAAAGUCCCAUAAAGAUACAACUGAUGAAGAUUAUAUGAGAAGGCAGAUAAUGGAGAUGAGUGCUGAUGAAGAAGAAAUGGAAGAAUAUGGAAACCAGAAAACUAAAAAGGCACCGAAGAGUAGUGGGGAUUUGACCAAAGAGAGACGGCGACUCACUCAUCCUUCUAACAGCUUUGAGGAAGACACCAAGGCAUCAGAUGGUGCUUAUAAGGCUAAUGAAGAAGAAGAUGUUGUUAUGGCUGGAGGCCUUCGGCGUUUUAAGACCAUUGAGCUGAAUAACACCAACAGCUACAACCGAGAAAUGGAGCUCAGUACUGAGCAUGACCUACGAGAACCAGAGCUAGAGAUGGAGAGUCUGACUGGUUCUCCUGAGGAGCGGUCAAAGGGAGAAUAUUCAUCCACUCUGCCAGCCACCACUCCCAGCUACACCUCUGGGACAUCCCCCACAUCUGUAUCAUCUAUGGAGGAUGACAGCGACAGCAGCCCUAGUCGUAGGGCACGGCUAGAAGAGGCAAAGCAGCAGAGAAAGGCUCGGCAUCGUUCCCAUGGGCCACUGCUGCCCACUAUUGAGGACUCUUCCGAGGAAGAUGAGCUCAGAGAGGAAGAGGAACUGCUUAGGGAACAAGAGCAGAUGAGAGAUCUAGAACAACAGAGAAUCCGAAGUACAGCCCGUAAAACGAAGCGGGAUAAAGAGGAGCUACGGGCACAGAGACGCAGAGAAAGGUCCAAAACACCUCCCAGUAAUCUCUCUCCCAUUGAAGAUGCAUCGCCAACAGAAGAGCUGAGACAAGCUGCAGAGAUGGAGGAGUUGCAUAGAUCAUCCUGUUCUGAAUACUCACCUUCAAUGGACUCUGAGGCAGAAGGGUUUGAGAUAAUUGGCGGAAAACUUUACAAAUCAGGAAAUGAAUUUAAUCUUCCAACUUUCACAUCGCUCUACUCUCCAACAGAAAAGGCAUCAGCAAUGUCACCAUCUGACAAAACAUUAAAAAGUGCUGAGGAGGUCUAUGAGGAGAUGAUGAAGAAAGCACAGCUCAUGCAGAAACAAGGACAAACAAUCAAUCAGCAAAAAGGUUCCUCCCAGACUGAUGGCAAAAAUCUUGAGGCUACAACUGUCCUUACCCCUGGCUCCAGCCCCACACAAGUCGGUGCACCUAUCUCCUUUUCUACAACAGGCAGUGAUCCAAGAAUACAUGCAGCACAACAUCUUUCAAAAGAAACACAAAACAGGAUUAUGACACAGAGUGCCAAAAUUGAAGGUGUUGUUGGAGUUGCCACAACCAAAGCCCAGUCUAGUCACACUUCCACAGCUAGACAGGCAAGUACCACAGUGCCUGCUGGCAACAGAGCAGGCCCCCAGAGGUCCACACAGGCAGCGCCUGACCCUGGAUUGUCUUCCCUCAGCUCCAAAGUCUUCUCACUUUUCAAAGGUCCCAGUCCCCCAGUUUCCCCAACUCCAUCCCCUACACAAAGUCCAACACAUACACCAUCUGUGCGCCCAACUAGCAGUAGUGGCAGGCAGUUGCCAUCUAUACCUGGUGGAUCUACAUCAGCAGCUGUAUCCCAUGGAGCUCAGGUGCCUCAAAAGGUAGUUUCACCACGCCUUGUACGACAGCAGUCUUCACAAGAUUCACCAGUUAUGGUAAUAACGCUAGGCUCGGAGACCACUAGUCCUGCUAAGCCACUCACUGUAAAUUCUUCAACUUCCCCUUUGUCAUCUCCGACACAGGGCAGUUGUAAAACACUGUAUAGCUCACAGCCCCAAUCUGUAAGUUCCCCAACAUCGCCACAAAGACAACAGUCACUGAAACAUUCCUCUCAGAUGACUCAACAUGUUGAAAAAGUAAAUAUUGGUAUUGGUGCUGGGACCACAACUGGUCGUGGAUCAAUGGAAAAUAUAUCUCUCUGUAAAAUCUCAAAUAUUCCAGGCACUUCAAAAGUUGUGGGUCAGAGUCAAACACAUCAAGGCAGUAAUGUGGUUGAUCUAAGAGCCCCGAUAAGGUCAGCUCCAAUUAUAAUGACAGAUCAGGGCAUGGACCUCACAUCCCUUGCCUCUGAUACAAGGAGAUAUUCUGUGGGAGUAGAACAACCAUCUGGAAGACACACAGCAGUGCAACCUCUGAUUAUGAACCUAAAUGCACAAGAGCAACCACAUGUAUCUGUAUCAACACCAACCACUGUAAGUGUCACUGUUGCAGGCUCAAUGUUUGUCUCCCAACCGAAGCAGCCAGUUGUGUACGGUGAUCCUUUGCAAAACCGUGUUGACCUGGGACAAGGUGUUGGAUCAGCCGUUUGUUUAACACAGACUAAGCCACCAAUUACUGACCCAUCAAUUCCCAAAAUUGAUGCCUGUCUAGAAAACUUAGGCAUACAACAACAGCAAUUGCAAUUGCAGCAGCAGAAGUUGCUACAACAACAACAGCUUCUUGAGCAGCAGCUCCAGCAGCACCAGCAGCAAUCCUCUUUUGCUCGUUACAAUUUAGCUAAUCAGGUUCAGCCGCUGCUAAUCAAAAAAGACCUUGUAGUGAGCCAGACAAGUAGUGCCCAGCCUGCAGUGACUGCUAGUGCUAUUCCUAGAGUAUCUCCGCUGGGUCCACCUUCAGUAUCAGGGGCUCUCGUUACUAACGUUCCUCAUGAAAUGUAUAGUGGAGUUGCCUUAGAGCUUAAAAAUAAACCAACAGUAGUGAACCUGUCCACAGGUAAGCAACAUGUUAUGAUGGUGCAGCUUGAUGAAAGUAACACAGCACAAAGUGGCACAGUCACACAAUUGGUAAAGCAAGAGGAACCUCCACCCCCUCCUCAGGUCUUGGAUCUCACAGGACAGAUCAAACCAGAAAACCAAGUGGCUUGUUGUGAUGUUGUUUACAAAUUGCCCUUUGCUGGUUCAUGUUCAGGGUCAUUAACUCAGAAACCUUCACCUGUAUCCUCAGAUAAAAACCCCACUACUGAAACCUCUCAAACCACCUAUCCUCCCCAUCCACCACAUUACAACGUUAGCCAACAGCAACAUCAACCUCAAGUGACACAAGGAAUGACAGAGGAACACAAACCAUAUCAAUCCCCGGUGGUCCCCUCAGGAAAAAUACAGCCCUCCAUGUCUGAUACUAAUCUGCCUUCCAUGACUGAGGCGGGGCACUAUCCAAGCAGUGUUCAAGGGGGUCUUGCUGUGGAUUUGAGCAGUAUGAAUCAGGCUUAUGAUGCAGGAUACCUUGGCAUGGGAGCACAGUAUGGUUCUUACACAGAUUUACGUCAUCAAGGAGAUUUUACAGGUCCUUCAUUACCCCUUCGGCGUUAUGGCUCCAUGUCAAACAUCAGCUCUGACUUUGCCUACAGUUCACGUGACCUGACAAGUUCCCAGGAUUCCAAUCUGGCUCAAUAUAGUGCAACUACUGCUCGUGAAAUCAGUCGUAUGUGUGCAGCUCUUAACUCAGUGGACCAGUUCAGUCGGUAUGCUAAUAACCCUGAGCUGUCACCUUAUGGAGUUGGAAGGGGCGGUCCUUUAGCAAGACUAAAUCUGCAGCAAAGUUUAGCAUCAAUAAGAGCAAAUUUGCUGUAUGGUCCAGACGGGAGACCAACAGCCAAUGGCCAAACCUUAACAAAUUUGAUCAAUGCUAGACAAGCAAGCUUACGCGCCUUGUACCCUGGUGCUAUGAGAGGAGGUGAUGGCAUGAUUUAUUCUACUAUUAACACUCCCAUUGCCUCUACAUUGCCAAUUACUACACAACCUGCCUCUGUUCUGCAUCCCAUGCCUAGAGGAAUAUACAGACCAUACCCGACAGGUGUAACUGCUGUACCUUUGGCUAGUCUUACCAGGUUGCCUCAAAUUACUCCCAGAAUGCCUCUGUCCACACAGGGACCUUAUUCUUACCCUCCUCCUAACCAGUACCCUCCUUCAGUCACACCAAUGGGAAUUAUGCCUGCAGUAAGCAGCACACAGCAGGAAACACCAGUAUAUCUUGGAAAGCCUUUAACAACAGUUGCUGGACAAGCAGCUGUAACCAUUCCAUCAACCCAACCUACACCACACCUAGGAACACAGAAUGUACCAGCUUCUGGUAUGCAGUCAACCACAGGUCAACAAAUAGAUCACAUUCAACUUACCUCACAGAGUAUUACAUCUCUCCCUCAAGGUCAAACCCCAACUGUGCUGCCAGCACAGGCUCAAAUACAGCCUCAGCAGCUGCCUGUCCAAACUGAACCUUUGUCUUUGACUCAAACUCAAUCUCAGUCUCAACCCAACAGUCAGUCUCAACCGCUGGCCCUGCCACAAAGCCAGUCACAAGCAGCACCACACGGUACUGUCCCAGCACCAAAUACCAAACUCUCUUCUCCUUCAGAGGUACACAAGGGCAAAGAAGAUGAACGACUGAAUCAGCAACAAGAGCAUGUUUUGCAGCUAGAGAGAGAGCGUGUAGAAUUGGAGAAAUUAAGGCAGCUACGCCUACAUGAGGAGCUUGAAAGAGAUCGCAUGGAACUACAGCGUCACAGGGAGAAAGAACAGCUACUUGUUCAACGUGAAAUCCAGGAACUGCAAACAAUAAAACAGCAAGUCCUACAACAGCAGCAAGCAGAGCGUGAGACUCAGCUGAUUAUGCAAAGAGAACAAUUGGCUCAACAGAGAAUGCAACUAGAGCAAAUUCAAUCUCUACAGCAGCAGCUCCAACAGCAGUUGGAGGAGCAGAAAAGACAAAAGACGGCAGCAGUUGAGGCAGCCGCUGCUGCGGCCGCAGCUGAAGCUGCAGCUGCAUCGGCUGCUGCUGCUGCAGCAGCAACAUCUGCCCAGGGAGCUAUGCAAGGGGUUGUUGUUGGAGGAGGGCAUUCUCAAGGUUUUAUUAUCUGUGACCAGACUGGUAGAGUUAUUCAACAAGACGGGCAGAGCGUUCAGUUUUGGCAAGAUGGACAAGUGGUCCAAGCUGUAGUGGCUGCUCGACCAAUCCAAAGUUCAGCUUCUGAAAUGUCUCUAAGAACCACUGACAAACAAGUUGAUUCUAAGAUGAUGAAAAAGCAAAACUCUAUGCCUCGACUGAGGGAUGGCUCAGAAGACGACUCAGUGAAAAGGAUUGCAGAUAGUUGUGUUCAAACAGAUGACGAAGAUGGAGAGGAGAGAUUUAUGAAUAGGCGCAGGAGGACAAGGCGUAUUGCAGACUGCAGUGUGCAGACUGAUGAGGAAGACCAGGGAGAAUGGGACCAGCAGCCAGUGAGGCGCAGGCGAUUGCGUGUGUCUAAGCACUCUGAAUCUAGUGGUGAGGCGAAAUCAGACGGGUCAUCCAAAGUGGCUUCUUCAAGUAUAGCUAUUCAGACCACUAAUGAUUCGUCAUGCCAGACAGAGUCAGAUCAGCUCGGCAGAGUUUCGCCUGCAAUCCACAUCACCAUGGCAGAAACCUCAAAGGUGGACUUGUUGCAUUACAUCGCGGCUCCUGAAAGGACCCACAAAGGAGAGAGUCUGGCCUGUCAGACAGAACCUGAGUCUCAUUCUCAGGGUGUGGUUGCCCCACAGCUGAGUGUCCCCACAACAAUCAGUCCGUACUCAACAAGCCUUCAUAUAGUGGGUGCAAACACAGUUGAUCCGACGUCUCCUCGACUUCAAGGAGUGGCUAAGUUUGAGAGGAGAAAACCUGAUCCUCUGGAAAUUGGCUAUCAGCAGCAAAAUGAAUCUCCAUCUCGCCAACCACCCAAGUCUCCCCAGGUGCUUUACUCCCCUGUAUCACCACUGUCUCCUCAUCGCAUGCUCGAAACAACUUUUGCCUCCCAAGAGAAGCUCAACAAGGCGCAUGUUACGCCCCAGCAGAAGGCUUUCACAACUGAAUCACCCCAGCGUCAUCAGACUCUUCCAAGGCCCAUAAAAAGUGUACAGCGCUCGAUGUCAGAUCCAAAGCCUCUCAGCCCUACAUCGGAGGAUCCAGCCAAGAACAGGUUCUCUCCAUAUCAUCAGCAAGCUCUGUCCAACAGUCAGCAGAUGGCCUCCCUGCAGCAGCAGCAGAACUCUCUGAUGAGGAAAGUAAAGAGAACUCUUCCCAGCCCCCCACCAGAGGAGACUCCACUCCCCAUUGUUACUCCAGCACAAAUGUACAGCUCUCCUGGCAUGCCCCAAAGGGUCCUUCCAAGACCUGCCCAGGGAGUCACCAAGGCUGGCCUGCUGAGUGAACUGAAGGCUGUGGAGCAAGAAUCAUCGAAGCUUCGCAAACAGCAGGCAGAACUGGAGGAAGAAGAAAAAGAGAUCGAUGCUAAGCUACGUUACUUGGAGUUAGGUAUCACCCAACGCAAGGAGACCAUGGUGAAGGAAAGAGAGAGGAGAGAGUUGGCUUACUUGCGGUGUAUGGGUGAUGCCCGAGACUACAUGUCUGAUAGUGAGCUGAAUAACCUCAGGAUGGCAGCUGCGAGUGGAACCUUUGAUGCUAAUGGUUUGCUGACAAGGCCAAGCACAGCACCGCUGAGCCAGUUUACUAAUGACCUCAAUGCAACCCCCCAGUAUCCUUCAACUUCUUCCUAUAUGUCAUAUCCUUACCCUCAAAGUCAACCUUCAACACAGCAACCAAGCUCUGCUUAUCAGCAGAUAGGUUUCCAACCUCCUCAGUACCCCUCAUCCUCAGCACCCCAACCAGGAACUUUUCAGCCCCAUCCCCCACCAGGCCCUGGCUACCAGAACCAGGGAUCCUACUCCUCCCGUAUGUAUGCCCAGUCUUCCUAUCAGACAGACAUGAGCAUGCAACAGCAUGGCCACCAGGGCUUCCACACACCUGCUCAACCUAUGCCAGGACAGAGCCUUCCUUACCCCACCCAUAGUUCUUACCAACCUGGCCUGUCUUACCAGACCCAGGCAGAGAUUCUUACGGUUCAUCAAAGGCCAAGGCAAACUUCUUUGGCUGACCUUGAACAAAAACUCCCUACCAACUAUGAAGUCAUCAGCAACCCAGCAGUGUCAGUGGCCACAUCAGCUCCAGAUACCAGCUUUGGUUCUGCCUAUAGCAAUGCAUAUGGACAAUACCGAGCACCUGAGCCUGGACUGACCCACUCUGUGGACAGUCCCACUUCUGCUUACGCUUCAGAUGGUCUUUAUACGUCCAACCUCGAGCAGAACAUUCCUCGUAACUAUGUGAUGAUUGAUGACAUCAGUGAGUUGACUAAAGACAACGCUGGCCAGCCCACUGAUGCCUUAGGUCAUCCAGUAGGAGGUCGCUAUCGCAGUGAGAAUGGUUCUGCUCGAGGAAGUGCCUAUGGCAGGCCUGAAGAUGAGUCUGUUGAUGCUUAUGGGAGACCCACUGGUUCAGCAGGUUAUCAAAGCACGGUGGACAGUCGCACGAGCACUACAGUGAGUGGAAGCUCUUCUUAUUACUACGAUGAUUACAAACACUCAUCACGAAGCAGCUCUGGUGGCCACAAAGUCACGUCCAAGAAUCUUGCCCCAGCCGUGGUCUCCUCUAAACGGAGUAAGCACAGGAAGCAAGGAAUGGAGCAGAAGAUUUCAAAAUUUUCACCUAUCGAAGAAGCACGUGAUGUGGAGUCUGACCUUGCCUCUUACACAAUGACAACAUCCACGGGGGGAACCUGUACGGUGGUGUCAAGAUCCAAAAAGCUGCCAGAUGAUGGCAGCUAUGGGAUGAAGAAAAAUGCAUAUGAUCAGCAGAAAUAUUAUGGUACCAGUCGUGAGGGUCUUGAGGAGGAGGACCGCAUGUACAACUCUGGUCGGUCUAGGUCGACAGGAUAUGGCAUGGACAAGAUCUCCUCCCGAGAUGGCACGGGUCACCGAAGUAAAUCUUAUGAAAGAGAUGCUAUGGAACGGUCGCAGAGAAGUAGCCGCAGUGGAAGGCCUCCAAUGCGUAACCAAAAUUCAGAAGAAGAGAGCCCACUUAGUCCUGUUGGGAAGCCUGUAGGCAUGGGGAGAGGCACUGGCAUACCAGAGGCCCAUGAUGUGAGAAACCAGUACGGCUCCAGCCAUUCCCUGCCCGAUGUUCAGGACCACCACAAGAAGGACCUGCCCAGGAGUCAUGUCUAUAAACCAGAUGAUCCUUAUCUUGUAGACGACAUGCACUGUGCUGUAUCUGACAGUGAAGCCUAUCAUUUGGGUCAAGAGGAGACUGAUUGGUUUGAGAAGCCACGGGAGGCCCGUUCUGAUCGCUCCAGACAUCAUGGUAGUGGAGGCCACUCGUCCACAGGAAGACGCAGCAAGCACACCUACCAUGAUUAUGACGAGCCUCCGGAGGAGUAUGGUCAGCAGGAUGAGUACAACCAGCAACGCCAUUCAUCCUCAGCUUCACGGGAACAUCGCCAUCAUGGCAGCAGCUCUGGUCGACACAGCUCUUCGCGACACUCAUCAGAAGACCCCAGGUCCUCGCGUUCCUCCAGGACACACCCCAAAGACCCCUCUGGCCGCUCUGAUGGCAGGGGCUCCUCUUCUGCGCAGAGAAGAAGUGGCGCUGACUCCCGCUCUGCCCAGGGAAGCCCUCGGAACUCUGGAGACUUCUCUCGUGACUCCCCUGGACAUCACCAUGGCACUGGGGGACGGAGCCAGCGACCACAAGGUGAUCGCGCAACCUCCAGGAGACAAGAUCCUUCUGCACCAGGGUCCAAGCAACAGUCACAACAGCCCCCUCAAAGCCACUCUGGGCAGCCGCGAUCAGGAAGUCAGGGCCAGUCUGGAAGACAUCCAGGCUCUGAACCAGUUGACAGUACCCAACAUCAACAGUCCCAGCAGCAGCAGCAACAACAGAGCGCACAGCAACAACAGCAGCAACCAAUGCAGCACAGCCAAGGCCCUCAGAGCAACCAGCCCACAACAACGGCUGCAGGAGCUGCACCAGCACAGCAGCAACCCAAAACCAGUCAGGCCCCACCGCAGGGACGGCAGCCAGGGAUAGGGUCUGCAGCAGGACAGCCACCUACUACCAAAAUGGAUACGACACCUGCAGCAGCUGCUACACAAAUGAAGCCGACAACAGGAGUCCCAGCAGCGCCUCAGCCUACCAAAAUAGCCACGCCCCCUCUAACAGGCAUCGGCUCCAAGGCUGCUCCUGUUGGGAUUGGCAGCAAACCCGGUGGUAUCGGCAGCGCCGCAGCAGGCCAGGCUCCUGCUGAAGGGGAAAACGUUCUCACCAAAAUCCUGCAAGGAGGGGCAGCAGAACAGGCAGGAAAACUGGGAGAUGCUUUGUCUGGCCUUGGGAAGAAGUUCACCUCAUUUUGGUGAGCUGAGGACAGGCGGAAUUUGAAUAACACGGAGAGGUACCUCUGUACUGGAAAACCUAUGAAACUGCAUUUAAAAAAAUUCACUUGACAGAAGAAAUGAAGGAAAGAAAAUCUGAAUUUCAUCAAGCUGGAAUCAAAGGAUGCCUUGUCAGCACUGAAUUCCCCAGACAUGGGCACAUGAUAGAAGCGAAUUAAGUGAGGAUGAUCGCUAAGUCAGCAUGGUGUUACAAGACAUGAGCAGAGGGUUGAAGAGGCCUGAAUGUAAGUGGAAGCUUUGACAGUAACACAGUCCCACAACAGUGAUUGCAAAGACAUCGGGAGGCUUCAUUAGACUAGAGGAGGCCGAUGGUCAAUAAUGAGGAUGCUGUAAACCGACGGGAAGGGGGGGGAGGGGAACUCGAGGCCUACUUUACUUUCUCUUGUAGAGAAAUCCUCCAGGGAUCCGUGUUACUGUAAAAGCCCACUAACAGAAGCAGGUAGAUAUCAUUGGAUGGAUUCAGCGUGCUUAUCCGUGCGUGUCCUUCCUGUGAAAGAGCUCGAUAGAGGAAAGGCCCACAGCGCCCUCUACAGGGAGGAUAAAGCAACAGCAUGUCUGAGGAGUGCACGUGCUCCUCUCGGGGAUCCUUGAUUCUGCAUUGAUGUCUUCAGAGUAUUCACAGGAAAAA
Molecule: messenger RNA, 12515 nt
Organism: Salarias fasciatus (jewelled blenny)
Lineage: Eukaryota; Metazoa; Chordata; Actinopteri; Blenniiformes; Blenniidae
Gene: bsnb
Product: bassoon (presynaptic cytomatrix protein) b
Exons: 13
Coding region: 146-11851 (3901 amino acids)
Biological process (GO): protein localization to synapse; presynaptic active zone assembly
Cellular component (GO): axon; glutamatergic synapse; GABA-ergic synapse
Molecular function (GO): structural constituent of presynaptic active zone; metal ion binding
Source: RefSeq, a predicted model, not a curated record